GAAUUGUCACGCGAGACUCAUAUGACACGAACAAAAUGGCGACCUCCGACGAUUCGUUGGAAAUAUUAUUAAAUCGUGCAACAGAUCCUUCCCUGAAGGAGCCAGACUGGGACAAGAUAGCUGCGUUUUGUGAUAAAGUUGUUAUGGAACUAGAAGGGCCACUACUGUCAACUAGGCUACUGGCACACAAGAUUCAGUCUCCAGUAGAGAAAGAGGCUCAAUAUGCUUUAGCUACAUUGGAAGCAUGUGUGAAAAAUUGUGGCCGAUAUUUUCAUCAAGAAAUAGGAAAAUUUAGAUUCUUAAAUGAAAUCAUCAAAGUUGUUUCCCCCAAGUAUUUAGGCAACCGAACGUCUGAACAAGUAAAGAAAAAAUGUAUUGAAAUUUUAUAUAGCUGGUAUAAAGGACUAACUCAUGAGCCCAAAAUAGCAGAAGCUUACAGGAUGUUGAAAGCACAAGGAAUAGUGAAAGAAGAUCCCUCUUAUAUGGACAAGACUUUUGAUCCAUUUCCUCCACCUAAACCAAGAAAAGCAGAUUUUGAAGAUGAUGAAAAAGCAAAGACUUUAGAAAAACUUUUGCGGAGUAAAAACCCAGAAGAUUUACAAGCGGCAAACAGACUGAUCAAAAGUAUGGUGAAAGAGGAUAUGGAAAAAACAGAGAAAAGAUCUCGAAGAAUUAAUGAGUUAGAGUCUGUGCGGAAUCAAGUCAAGCUUCUUACGGAAAUGAUCAGCCAAUACUCAUCUGCCAGCUCUUCUAAAGAAGAGUUAGAAAUGAUGAAAGAACUGUAUGAUAACUUAGAAAAACAAAGACCCAAUUUGUUUCGCCUGGCGAGUGAUACAGAUGAGAAUGAUAAUGAUGGCAUCAAUGAUAUUUUAAAAGCCAAUGAUUCUGUGACUCGAGUGAUGACUUUGUACAAAGAGACAUUUGAAGGAGAAAAACCAGCUGGAGAUUACACUGUGGGGGCCAAAGAUUCAUGUCUCCUUGAUCUUGGCCUAGAUGGCAGCCACAAGACCAUCAACCCAACUUCAGCUACAUCCACUGCUGGUUUGUUAGAAAAUGACUUUAAAUCUUUAGGUUUGACAGACAUGAAUGACUUUGGAAAUCUAUUUAAUGGCAUGUCUGCACAACAGCAACAGCCAGCUACAUUUCCUAGUCUCCAUCCUCAGACAGCAUCUCUAGCAAGUCAACAUUUUCCCUCUCCAUCUCUAGCAUUUAGUGGAAUGACAGCGACUCCCUCGUUGCAACCUUCAUCAAGUCUAUUUUCAGCUGGUCCACCAGCUUACAGUGCUAUAUCUCACAGUAUUCGACCCACUGUACCUAGCAGCACUGCAGACCCAACACUAAGUGUCUUCAGUCAGCCUACUCUGAAGAACAUGUCCAAUUCCACACUAGCUGAUCUAGACAUACUGAAUCAGUCUCUGCAGGACUACAAUCUUAGCAAAGAAUCAUUUCCUGUGAAAACACUGUAUAUCAACAGACAUGUUCCAGUCAAGUUACCAUUGAACCAAUUAGCUGCCAAUAAAGCAGCAGCAGCAUCUGUUGCUGUCACUGCCAGUACGUCUGCUUCUGUCACAGCCAGCGCCACGCAACUUGCCAAUCAAGCUAUUCUCAAACCCAUGGGGCCAACCUCCUCUCCACAAAUGCUGCCAACUGCAGCUGAUUUCUCUCCUCUAGUCAGUGCUGAGCCAGCUCCUGAGCUCUUGCCUCUAACAGAUGUCUUUGUACCGUUGGAAAAAAUACAACCUGCGCCUGACAUUCCGUCUGUGACGGCGUAUGAAAAGAACAAUUUAAAAGUGAUGGUCCACUUUACCAAAGACAGACCCCGACCAGAUGUGAUUGCAAUGGUCAUAUCUACAAUAUCUACCAACUCCAGCCCAAUAGCUGGCUUUGUCCUGCAAGCAGCAGUGCCUAAAACGAUGAAAGUAAAACUCCAGCCUCCUUCAGCAACAGAUUUCCCAGCCUACAAUCCCAUACUUCCCCCAGCGGCUAUCACUCAAGUCAUGUUGGUGGCUAACCCUAAGAAGGAAAAAGUCAGAUUAAAGUAUAAACUUUCUUACACCUACAACAAUGAGCUGAUAUCAGAUGUUGGAGAUAUUGAAGGCAUUCCUGUCCAGUAGUCAUCUGAUUACAUGCUGGUACUGCAACUUUGCAUAUUUUUAGUUUUUUACUCUAGAAGUGUGCAAACCAAUAAAAAUUCCUGUCAACUGACAAGGGGCUUGAGUCUAAAUCAUUGAAGUAUUUAGAACAAAAGAAUGAAUGAAAGCUUGACCUUUUGGAAAGUUCAUCCAAUUGAUUUGCACACUUCUUGUUUAUAUUGUAUGCACCUAUACACACAAAAAUUGUAUGACUGGGAUGAUAAAAAUGGGAGAAAUGUGUACAUUGUAUUAUUAAGUUAAACUCCAUUGUGAUCCUUAGUUUGAUAUUACAAUGACUAUAGUUUUUAAAACAACUGGAGAAUAGAAGUACUUCCAUCACUUUUUGAAACUAAGUGGUAUAAUAUACUAAGAGAUUACUGCAGUCUUAAAGUCAAGCCUCCUGUAAUUAGUUCAAAGUCUUGCUGCUGAGUUUCAAAUAUAAAACUGUGUUAUGUCCUAUGGAAUGAUAGUAACGUUGUGAAACCUCAGUUCUGAAACCUUCAAUUUCUGUAACAUUUUAGGUCUAAGUUGAGAUUUAGAUUCAUGUGUUUCUUAAAGUGUCAUCUUCUUUUUAAAUGUUGAAAUCAAUUACAGAAUCAAAUAACUAGGAUAAAAUGUUGAAACAAGUUAGGUCAUGAUUCAGAGAAAUAAAAAAUCAAAUUUUAUCCCAUAGUUUCAUAGUAAAUACUUUUUUAAAAAAUUAAAGUAACGAACAUUAAAUUUAAAAAAUCAAAUAGAUCUAAGGCAAGAUAAUUUACUUAGUAAAUCAAUAAAUAAGUCAAGAUAUUCAACUAUGUAAAUCAAUUUAAAAAAAGAAAUGAGAAACAAGAGAUGCUUCUUUGUCCUAUUCUUUUCCUUACAGCUAAAUAUCUUCAAAUUUCUUUGUACCUAUCAGUAGCUCAUCCUCCUAUAUGAGUCUAGGAGACUAGUGGUUGCUUUAAACAAGUCUCAUUGGAAGGAAGUUUUCAGUAUAUUUUUAUUCAGUGAAUACAUUAGUAAUUGUAAAGUGAGACUUGUGAUCUCACAUCAAAACUCACUGUGAGUUAGAGCAGAUUCUAAUCUAUUUUGUAGUUCUUGAACAUGAGUCAUUGGGAUAUUAUUUUGGAGCUUACAAAGAAAAUUUUUGAUAAACCAUAGAACUUUUUCAGAACAGCUGCUAGACUGUUAUUAAUUCCAUUUAUGUUUAAGCUAUAAAUAAACAACAGAUUAGGAAUAUUAAAAAAAAUAGAAGAAUCAAUUAUAUGCAUUUUUUCUAUACCAAAUAAAUAACAGCCAAUAGUUACCAGUCUUAUUAUAUAAUUAUAUAUUAUUUAUAAGACUUCAAUACCAUAUUAUUUACUAAUAGUUGCUGACAUUUCAAAGACAGAGAUAUGAUCUAGUUUGAUCGUGUUGACCAAAUUCUGUCUUUAUGAUUUUUAUCCUUGAAAUAAUUUAGUUUGUAAUCUUUCAUUAAAUAUUUAUGAUGAAAUAUCAGAUUAGGCUUGACCUUGACUUAUAGUUUGUGAUAUAUAUAUGUAUAUUGUCUUGAAAGUUUUCUUGGGGGCGGAUAUACCAAACCCAUGGAACCGUUUCUGUAUUCUCUCUGCCAAUUGAAAUCAGACAGAAAUUGUUCACAUUGUUUAUUUAUUUGAAUCUAUUAAUAUGUGAUGUUGUUCUUGGUUACAAUAACAGAUUAAAAAAAAAUUUUUUUUGUCA
Biomphalaria glabrata is the source of this 3827-nucleotide messenger RNA. RefSeq names its product ADP-ribosylation factor-binding protein GGA1-like. The transcript is spliced from 18 exons. Gene Ontology annotation, biological process: vesicle-mediated transport; intracellular protein transport. Gene Ontology annotation, molecular function: ubiquitin binding; small GTPase binding; phosphatidylinositol binding. The record is from RefSeq and is a predicted model, not a curated record. Bases 36 to 2114 code for a protein of 692 amino acids. NCBI's taxonomy places the organism in Eukaryota, Metazoa, Mollusca, Gastropoda, Planorbidae. Gene Ontology annotation, cellular component: trans-Golgi network.